Molecule: messenger RNA, 5793 nt
Organism: Loxodonta africana (African savanna elephant)
Lineage: Eukaryota; Metazoa; Chordata; Mammalia; Proboscidea; Elephantidae
Gene: SPOPL
Product: speckle type BTB/POZ protein like
Exons: 11
Coding region: 285-1463 (392 amino acids)
Biological process (GO): regulation of proteolysis; proteasome-mediated ubiquitin-dependent protein catabolic process
Cellular component (GO): nucleus; cytoplasm
Molecular function (GO): ubiquitin protein ligase binding
Source: RefSeq, a predicted model, not a curated record
CUGACUACUGGAACUGUUCCCCGUAUUUCUCGCUGGAGGCUGUAUCCUGCUGUUUUUGGUUUAGCAAUUCAUACAGUUCUCGGCUCGCAACGGGGGCUCAAUGAAAAGUUGUACCUCGGCUUUCUAAGACCGGUGCAGCCCCAAGAAAAGUGUGCGCUGGAACGAUGGCCUCCUUUCGCACCCUACGUGGAUUAGACCUGUUAGGAGGUGCAACAGACGGAUUUUUAAAGAAGGUAAAGUACUCAGAUACUGCAUAAAUCCUAAAAGACUGCAAUAAAGUGGCAAUGUCUCGGGAACCCACCCCACCUCUACCUGGAGACAUGUCUGCUGGUCCUAUAGCAGAAAGCUGGUGUUAUACACAGGUUAAAGUGGUAAAGUUUUCCUACAUGUGGACCAUUAAUAACUUCAGUUUUUGUCGAGAGGAAAUGGGUGAGGUGUUAAAAAGUUCAACAUUUUCAUCUGGCCCAAAUGACAAAAUGAAAUGGUGCCUGAGGGUAAACCCAAAGGGAUUAGAUGAUGAAAGUAAAGACUACUUGUCCUUGUAUUUGCUUUUAGUCAGCUGCCCAAAAAGUGAAGUUCGAGCAAAAUUCAAAUUUUCCCUUCUGAAUGCUAAAAGGGAAGAAACAAAAGCAAUGGAAAGCCAAAGAGCAUAUCGAUUUGUGCAAGGGAAGGACUGGGGUUUUAAAAAAUUCAUUAGAAGGGAUUUUUUGCUUGAUGAAGCUAAUGGUCUUUUACCAGAUGACAAGCUUACAUUAUUUUGUGAGGUGAGUGUGGUCCAAGAUUCAGUAAAUAUAUCAGGACAUACUAAUACAAAUACUUUGAAGGUUCCUGAAUGUCGACUAGCAGAAGAUUUAGGUAAUCUCUGGGAAAACACAAGAUUUACAGAUUGCAGUUUUUUUGUAAGAGGACAAGAAUUUAAAGCUCAUAAAUCUGUGCUUGCAGCUCGUUCCCCAGUUUUUAAUGCAAUGUUUGAACAUGAAAUGGAAGAAAGCAAAAAGAAUCGAGUGGAAAUAAAUGAUGUAGACCCUGAGGUUUUUAAAGAAAUGAUGGGAUUCGUUUACACAGGGAAAGCACCAAACCUUGACAAAAUGGCUGACAACUUGUUGGCAGCUGCAGACAAAUAUGCACUGGAAAGGCUGAAGGUCAUGUGUGAAGAAGCUCUGUGUAGUAACCUCUCAGUAGAAAAUGUUGCUGAUACCCUUGUUCUUGCAGAUUUGCACAGCGCAGAGCAGUUGAAAGCACAAGCCAUAGACUUUAUUAAUAGGUGCAGUGUACUUCGACAGCUUGGGUGUAAAGAUGGGAAAAACUGGAACAGCAACCAAGCAACGGACAUAAUGGAAACAGCAGGGUGGAAAUCCAUGGUUCAGUCUCAGCCUCAUCUGGUAGCAGAAGCCUUCCGAGCACUAGCAUCUGCCCAGUGUCCGCAGUUUGGCGUUCCACGCAAACGACUAAAACAGUCCUGAAAUCUUCCAUGAACUGUAGAACAAUGGAAAUGAUUUUUACUCCUCCAGGUCCAGAAGGAUGCUAGUACACAAAGCAUAAGCAAGAGUUGUUUCUGUUUUCUUGUCCACGGAGCAGAAACUGAAAAAGCAUAUUGCUAGCUUUUCAGGUGGAUAAUUUAUGGUUUAUUCUUCAGCUUUAAAUUAGACUGAUUAUACUCUAAUUCACUUCAAGGCCUUAAAUUAUCUUCAAUGACUUCUCUUGUUCAUAUAAUACUUUAAUUUUUUUAUUGUGCCUUGUCAUUUUGACCAAGGCUAUGCAGGAUUGCACUAGCUCCAUAAUGCAGUAAUAUUGAUAACCGAAGAUAUUAAGUUUCAAAAGGAUCUUCCAUUAUUUUGAGGAAAACAAAAUGAAUUUUUAUAGGGUUUGUCCUAUGCUAUCUUUUCAAAGGUUAAAACUAGGUUCUCCUUAAAAGCACUUGUAUUGGAGAUUACCAAGAGUGUCUCCAGUCUAAGUUCUAUGAAUACAGGAGAAUCUGCUUACCUUCAAGGUAAGUUAUGGCAAUACACUGCUUCAAUUCUAAUUUAUUUUUCAUUUCAGGGGGCAAAUAUGCAAUGAAUUGGCCUGAAUUUUUAGUAAAAUUUGUGAUGUUUGUAUGUAACUGUUCAACAAACUAAGAGAAACAUAAACUUUUGCUUGUGUUUCUUUGUGGGUUUAUCCCAUGUUUACAAUGAAAGCAUGUUUUGUGCUGAAGUAAUUUUUUUUUUUUAAUUUAUAUGUACUGGGGGUGAAGUGGUUAAAAUACUCAGCUGCUAACCGAAGGGCUGGCAGUUGGAACCCAUCAGCCACUCACCCACCAACCGCUCCAUGGGAGAAAGAUAAUGGCAGUCUGCUUCCAUAAAGAUUUACAGCCUUAGGAACCCUACAGGGCAGUUCUACCCUGUCCUGUAGGGUUGCUAUGAGUCAGAAUCGACUCAACAGCAUUGAGUUUGGUUUUUUGGGUUUAUUGACCUACAUUUAUAUGAAGAAUUCUGUAGAUGUUAAAAGUAAGGACGACCAAAUGUAAAUUUAAUGAGUGGGCCAAUUAAGAAAGCUAUAUAUGCACUUUUGAUGUGUAACUUUUGUAUGCUGAAUGGUACAUAUAUUUUUUUGCUUUUGAGGGAAUUAAUAAGGUAUAAUCAAUUGUGUCUUAACUUUUGAAAGAAUUUUUUUUUAAGACAGAUGGCGGCAACUGGGUUGUUUGUGAUAAUAGAUAAGAAAGAUACCCUUGAUUAUAGUUAAAUUGGUUUGAAUUUCAGAUAUUCAUUAUUGAAUUCAUUCCUGUUUUAUCACACUUUGGGGAAGGCACCUGAACAAGAAGAAAUCCUGGACAGUCUACUCUCCUUCUAGAAACAAUGAACUGAUACUACAUGCCUGUGGGGUGUGCACGCUAAAGGAGAGAGCCCUUAGAGUAUGUCAGGGCACACUAUGAAACUUCUUUCCCCUACUUUUCCUUACUGUUUCAGUUACUGUACUAACAUUAUGGAUGAUGUUGAAAUUCUGCAUAAUGUGAACAGGAUAAACUAUUUAUAUAAACUGCUUUUCAUGGGCCAGUUCUUUCUCAUAAAUGAGUUUUAGCUUUAAACACAUACACCUGCUCAGUGUUUGAUAACCGUUCCCAGUGGCGGUCUGUUCCAGUGACCCUGUCCUGGAGAAGCAGGAGAGAUCAGUGUCAGGUCACUGCAUCUGCCUCGCCGUAACAGGGACCGUAUGCCUCUUAGGUGAGAUUUCUGUUUGACCACAAGGGAAGAAGUGUGUCACUGGAAAAAGAAAUGCGUAUGCCUAUAUAUAUGCCUAUAUAACUGUAUUCUUCAGAUUAAAAUUUGUAUCAUUUGUUUAUUUAGUGUUUGAAUUCAGGACAAAAGGAAAAAAAUGAAGCUUGAGGUUUUAAACUAGAUUUUAUUUUUGCUGUCUUGUUAUUAGGUAUUCACUGAAGCUGUUCUGUCAAAAGAGUGAUUCAUAUUUACAGUGAAAAAACACUGUCAGAUGAGCAUUUGUUAUCCACAACGAACUGGAGUUUGAAAAGAUCAUAUUUUCAGAUAUCUUAGUUUCUUUCUGUGUAGUUCAGUUGAAUCUGUUAUUUUAACUUAUAUUUGAGAUUGGAAGAAUCCCUUGGGCUAGAGGAAAGAUUUUUACCAGUUAAUAGACUCUAUCGUAUGGGGUUCAGAAGCUCACUUUCUUAACUCCACUCUAAGAUUGAGCCCAUUAAGUUUACAGUAUGAAAUUUAAAACAGACACAUACACUUUUAAUUUAAGAACUUGCUAGGGUCUUACAAGAAAAAAAUGCCUUCCUCAGGCUAUAGAAUUUUGUCAUCGUAUAUUAUAAAAAUACUGGUGUCUCCAUUUAUAUCAAACGCACACAGGCACAUUGUCAAUGAAUUCACUGCUAGAAUCUGCAGCUCUGGCCACAGUGACUUCAGUGAUAACACGGUAUUAUGAACAUUUCAGCUUGUCCUUACUUUAAUGUUUAUUGCAAAUCUUAAGGAUUUUAUUUUUUUUUUUUUAAGUAGCAAAUUUUUUACCAAAAAUGUCAAACACUGUGCUGUAAAUGUAAGAAUAUCCACAUUUGUAGAAAUGUCCACUUUUUAAGUAAUAUAAUGCCUACCAUUUUACUAACAGAAUCGUAUACGACUUGAUUUAUUUUUUUAUUUAUUAUGUAUAUUUUUGGUAUUGUGGGUUCUUGAGGCAAUGAUAAAAAAACUGUUUAUUCUGAAAUGAGUACUCUAAUAGCUUUUUUUUUUUUCUUUUUAAAGUUUUAGACCACACACAUUGUUUUCAGUAGAAACAGAUUCUGUCCAGAACAGUCUUGCCUUUUGAACUAUCUGCCUGCUCCUGGUUCUCUUUUGUCACCUAAACAGGGCUUCUCCUUAGAAAUGUAGUCAGUGGUUUUCAGUGUUACAUAUUAUAAAAAUAACCAUUGGAGAACUGUUCUUUAGUGUAAGAUUAGGAAACACUAUAUUUGUGCCUUUUUUUCUUUUUCAAUUUUAACAUGCAUUGGUAUUUGGAGCACAAAUAUGAAGGUGCCAUAAAUUAUGGCUUGCCAAUGUUACCUCCUUGAAUACUCGUGUCAUUGUCUUGAAAUAGUAAUUGGAGAACAUUGCAUGUAUUAUGUGGUCAUUUGUGUCUGGGUGUGUGUACGUACGUGUGCGUGUAUACAUAUUCGCUUGUGUGUGGUAUGUUCAAAAGAAUGAGUUUCUGAAAAUAGGACUCAAUUAAAUGUUGAAAGUUCAGGUUGGUUGAAAUAUUUCAUUUAAAUGUGCUUUAUUUUGGGGACAGCUGAUAGAGGAAAUUAUAAUUCUCAAAAAUGUGACCAAUUUACUGCAUGAUGAAAUGUGAAAACAGUGCCUUUUUAGGACAUCAGUUGUAAAAUUAAGUUUAAAGAUAUUAACGAUCUCUUAAAAAGUUGUCAUUAACAUUAUUGGCUUAUUUUUAAACUAGACCUAAGUUAGUGCUUAAAUUAUAUAAAGUAUGAUUACUAAUUUACGUGCCCCUUUGAUUUUUUGUGCAAAAUUUAAAAUCUAAGAAUUCUUUAUAAAAUCAUAGUUGCUACCCAGUGUUUCUAAGUGGAACAGGAAUUUUGUUGAAUAAAGUUUUGUGAAAAUCCAACUCAACAAGCUUUUUUCAUAGUCAUGUGUACCUGAAGAAGUGAAUUAUUCUAACUUGGACAUUUGUAUUCUUCUUUUGAUGGAUAAAAUAAACAUACUCACUACUCUGUCAGAAUCAGGUGGAUGGUGGGUUUGUUGCAGUGUUCUCAGGCUGUGAAGACAGCACUUUCAGCACACACACAAGUGUUUCCGAAGCCUUUUCUGUACAGAUUAUGAGCUCUGCUUUAUUUAAGUGUUCAUGGAAUGAUGUAAGUUUUAGGUCCAGUUGAACAAAUAUUGAGUGCCUACCAUAUGCAAGACUUCCUCUUCACUAGGAAUGAAAUCACCAUACUGUGUCUUCUGUUGGCAGUAUGUGGACUUUGUGUUUGAAAAGAAAUUCUUAUAUUUAAAUCUUUUUCUUUUAGAGUUUAUCAUUGUAUACUGUACCCCAGUUAAUUUUGAAUUCAGGUUUUUAGAAUGAAGAUAGAACUUAAGUGAGUCCCAUUUUUUGAAAAUAAAAUUAUGCUAAGAUUAUUUAAAAAUUAGUUAUGGGGGGAACUGGUUUUCGAGGUUCACAUGUGUAAAGACUUAAAAUGAACUUUUCAGCCUCAUUUUUAAUCAGUUGAUGUUAAGGGUGAGAUACAUACUUUUUGUAUCUUGUUGCUGAAAAUAUUUUUUGCAUUUCAGCGUGUCGAGUUGAAAUAAACUUGUUACUACUUAUUCAGAAUAA